Messenger RNA from Cadophora gregata, 1029 nucleotides. RefSeq lists its product as uncharacterized. The coding region runs from base 1 to 1029 and encodes 342 amino acids. The transcript has a single exon. Gene Ontology annotation, molecular function: palmitoyl hydrolase activity; thiolester hydrolase activity. Gene Ontology annotation, cellular component: lysosome. The record is from RefSeq and is a predicted model, not a curated record. Lineage: Eukaryota; Fungi; Ascomycota; Leotiomycetes; Helotiales; Ploettnerulaceae.
AUGGCAAUCCUCACAAACCUCCUGGCCCUUCUCUCUGCGACUCCACUCCUUUACGCCGCAAUCCUACGCUCUCAAACCCUCCCGCCACCAAACCCCUCCAUCACCAGCUCUACGUCAGACGAUGAUGACAAUCCCCUUCCCCUCAUAAUCUGGCACGGCCUAGGCGACAACUACGCAGCAGAUGGUCUUGCAGACGUCGCCUCCCUCGCAGAAAAGAUUCACCCUGGUACAUUCACAUAUAUAAUCCGUCUCGACGAAGACGCUUCUUCCGACCGCACGGCAACAUUCUUCGGCAACCUAACUCUCCAAAUCGAACAAGUCUGCGCCGACCUAGCAGCCCAUCCCAUUUUAUCCACCGCACCCGCUGUUGACGCUCUAGGCUUCUCUCAGGGCGGACAGUUCUUAAGAGGGUAUAUUGAACGGUGCAACAUCCCGCCAGUACGCUCCCUUGUAACAUUCGGCUCGCAACACAACGGCAUCUCCGAAUUCCAGACUUGUAGUUCAGGAGACUGGGUCUGCAAAGGCGCACAAGGCCUCCUCCGCUCCAACACCUGGUCCUCCUUCGUACAAUCCCGCCUGGUACCCGCGCAAUACUUCCGCGACCCUGCCCAACUUGAGUCCUACCUGGAAUUCUCCAAUUUUCUUGCCGACAUCAACAACGAGCGUCUUCUCAAAAACGCUAGUUACAAAGCGAAUUUGGAAAAGCUAGAGAGGUUUACCAUGGUGCUGUUUGACGAUGAUGAAACAGUUGUACCGAAGGAGAGUAGUUGGUUUGCGGAUGUGGAUGAGGACGGGAAGGUUACGGAGUUGAGGGAUAGGACUAUAUAUAAAGAGGAUUGGAUCGGCUUGAAAGGUUUGGAUAAGAAGGGUGCGUUGAAAUUUGAGAAGACGGAAGGGGGCCAUAUGCAGUUGAGUAGUAAGAUUUUGAGAAAGACAUUCAAGGAAAAUUAUGGGAGACUUGGGAGGAGCUUUGAUGAGGUUGAUGAAGCUGUGGAUAUUGGGGAAGAGGAGUGGCAGCUGGAGUUGUAA